AGUGUUGUUUUUGUUCGUUUGAGCCUGCCGCACCGAAAGAAUCAAGAAAGGAUGGCGACAGACGCGGAGAAGAUACAGCAGCUACGGCGCAAGGUGGAGGAUUUGACGAGCAAAGUCACGCGGAUGAAAAAAGCCCAUGCACAAGAGAUCUUGCAGUUCCAAAAGCGGAUCACGUUCUUGGAGGGGCAGCUGGCCGUUUCGGUUGCGGUUGCGAAGGGAAAGGCAGCAGCUAGUUCAUCUAGUACUUCUGCGGCGGCUACCGCUCCUGCUACCGGACGUGAACCGAAUCACGCAAUAGAGACGAAAGCAAUUAUCCAGCCUGCUGAUAAGGAACGCGACCGGCAGGUAGGGCAUGCAGCCGAGAGGACCCCGGAGGGGCGCGAGGCAGUCAAAUUGCGUGAAAAUGGGGAGGGCGAGCUCGGCAGCGCAGACGCAAUGAGAAAACCAGAACGAACUACCGCUCGCACUGGUGGCAAUGCUGCCCUACCUGAACCUGAACUGCAGGAAAGCACACGUGACGACGAGCAGGAGAAGGUAUGGACUUACUAUUGGUGAUGUUUUGGUUUUCGCUGCUUCCAUAUAAGUAUGUAGGGGAGGUGGACCUGUGUGUGCCCUUUGCUUGUCUGCGCGAGGUCGUCACGUCAUAGUGCUCUUACCAUUCUUGUCUACGCGAGGUUGUCAUAGUGCUUGCUUUAUUGCUUCUAGGUUGUCUUUUACGGCGAUGGUCCUGCGUCGGGACGGAAAGGCUUCAAGAAGCAGAGAGUUUUGCGUGGACAAGCCGGCAGCACGGUUUGUGGGUCCUCUGAAAGGCCAGACAAGAGACCGCGCACUGAUGUAAUCGUGGAACCGAAUAAAGAGUUUUGCGACAGCAGUUCAUCCUCGAAUUUGGCGUUUGCCGGGACAAAGGCUGCAGGAAAUUGCUCGAGACCUCCAGACGAGAUUGUCGCAGAGGCAGGAAAUGAUACUACGGGUCCUCGUGGCAAAAAUGAGACUCGCGCCAACCGGAACGCCUUCGCAGACAAUCCGUCGGACUUCUCUCUGCUAGUCACGGGCGAGAAAAACAAAAAAGGCCGCCACAAGAAUUCUCGGCCAACGAUGAAGACAGGUCCAGAUGAAGGUGCAUCUGUAGCUGCAGUUACAAGUUCAAGCGCUUCAUCGAAUGCGAACGUGCAACAGGAUCCAGCUGCGGUGGGUGUUCCUUCUGCGAUUUCUCGAGUGCCCCCGCUAGAUAGCGAAUUCUGGACCAAUAACGCUAGCUCUUCGAACAAGAAGGGACACAUCACACGAAGCGACAUACUUCUUGGCAGUGGUGGAGCACCAGCAAGUGCUGUUUCAUCUACGAAAAUACAGCCAAAUGUAGAAGUAGGAGCUCCGAUUCCGCACCACGUCGGCGCUGCGUCCUCGAGUACGACGCGCGGCAAUACUCGCAAUGCCAAAAUGCAGCAGUACCUCCAGCAAAAGCGUCCGAGAAAGGCGGCAGAGAGUGGGUCUUCUAACGCGGGAGAAGGGGACGCCGAGAAGAAAUUGAACGUCUGGGAAAAAAUUUCUUACGAGCGACAGAACCCAUAUGAGCGGGAACCGCUGCGGAAGAAGAUCCGCACCCAAUGGGAGAACUGGCCGGUGAGCUACACACCAGCUGGGUUUUGGGAUUUGCCCUUCCAGAAAACGCAGAAAGAUCAGGCGGCGAAAGCGGACAGGAAGGAACCUCAGAAUUAUAAUCAAGCUGGCUGACGAUGUACUUACGAAUAUUAUGUGUACAAUAGGCACCGAGCGUGCAAAAGCAAUCAUGCUCAUGCAGCUUUAGCAAGGAUUCGGAUUGUGAUGUUUUUGCCACUUCUCACCUGGUCAAUUCGCAUAAAUGUCUGUGACGGCUACAAUUUUCACACUUCGUUGUACUGUGUCCGUCAAAGUUCGAAAAAACACGUCUUUGAGAACGAACCAGUCAAAACUAAAAGUUGUCUAUGCGAAGUUUAGGUUUUUGUUUGCACGACCAAGAACAAU
Messenger RNA from Amoebophrya sp. A120, 2001 nucleotides. NCBI's taxonomy places the organism in Eukaryota, Dinophyceae, Syndiniales, Amoebophryaceae. The record is from the annotation of a GenBank genome assembly.